Messenger RNA from Trachemys scripta elegans, 9387 nucleotides. It is a transcript of the gene CDK18, whose product is annotated as cyclin dependent kinase 18. The transcript has 17 exons. The record is from RefSeq and is a predicted model, not a curated record. Gene Ontology annotation, biological process: protein phosphorylation. Bases 247 to 1668 code for a protein of 473 amino acids. Gene Ontology annotation, molecular function: protein kinase activity; ATP binding. Gene Ontology annotation, cellular component: cytoplasm; nucleus. Lineage: Eukaryota; Metazoa; Chordata; Testudines; Emydidae.
CUCUCUCUCCGCCCUUUGCUCAGUGCCUCUUGCAGCCCUUGCUGCGGGAAGACUCUUUUCUUACCUUUUCGGGGAGUGAAGUGCGCCAGGCAGACGAGCCCGGCUGGCGCAGGGGAGAGAUCGGAGACGGGAGAGACGUGGGGAAGCAAAAGUGGACUUGAUCUGAAAGAAAAAGAAAGAAAGAAAGAAAGAGAGUCUCCUCUUUCUCCAGCGUGGCCCUGCCGUCCCGCCGCAUCACAGGAUAAAAUGAACAAGAUGAAAAACUUCAAGCGGCGGUUUUCCCUCUCCGUUCCCCGGACGGAGACCAUCGAGGAGUCGCUGGCCGAGUUCACGGAGCAGUUCAACCAGCUCAACAACAGGAAGAAUGAAGACCUGGCACAAGGGCACCUGCAGCUGGGCCACCUGGGCAGGGGUUUCCGGGCAGAGCCAACCUCCAUUUCCCCCUCGGAGGUGGAACGCCAGUCCCCGACAACUGUGCGCUACCGAAGGAACAACCAGCGCCGCUUCUCCAUGGAGGAUGUCAGCAAGCGGCUCUCCCUGCCUGUGGACAUCCGUCUGCCCCCGGAGUUCCUGCAGAAGCUGCAGAUGGACAAUCCAGAGUUCCCCAAGACCUUCAGCAGGAUGUCUCGACGGGCUUCCCUCUCGGACAUCGGAUUUGGGAAGCUGGAAACCUAUGUUAAAUUGGAAAAACUGGGGGAGGGCACCUACGCCACUGUCUUCAAGGGGCGCAGCAAGCUAACUGGGAACCUGGUCGCUCUGAAGGAGAUCCGUCUGGAGCAUGAAGAAGGGGCACCCUGCACAGCUAUAAGGGAGGUUUCCCUGCUGAAGAACCUGAAACAUGCAAACAUUGUGACCCUCCAUGAUUUCAUCCACACUGAGCGCUCCCUCACCCUUGUCUUUGAGUACCUGGAAAAUGACCUAAAGCAAUAUCUGGAUAACUGCGGGAACCUGAUGAAUGUGCACAACGUGAAGAUCUUCCUGUUCCAGCUGCUCCGCGGCCUGUCCUACUGCCACAAGAGCAAGAUCCUGCAUCGAGACCUCAAACCGCAGAACCUGCUCAUCAACGAAAGGGGGGAGCUAAAGCUGGCUGACUUCGGUCUAGCCAGAGCCAAAUCAAUCCCUACGAAAACAUAUUCCAACGAGGUGGUCACGCUGUGGUAUCGGCCCCCAGAUGUCCUGCUGGGAUCUACUGAGUACUCCACGCCCAUCGAUAUGUGGGGUGUGGGCUGCAUACACUAUGAAAUGGUCACUGGACGGCCCAUGUUCCCAGGCUCGACUGUGAAAGAAGAGCUCCAUUUAAUCUUCAGGCUUCUUGGCUCCCCUACAGAAGACUCCUGGCCCGGAAUCACAUCCAACGAGGAGUUUAAGGGUUAUCAUUUCACCCAGUACCAAGCCCAGCCCUUGAUAAAUCAUGCACCCAGGCUGGACACAGAAGGGAUCGACUUGCUGACGAGCCUCCUCCUGUAUGAAGCCAAAUGCCGGAUCUCCGCCGAAGAGGCCCUGCGACACCCUUACUUCAAGGCGCUGGGGGACCGAGUCCAGCUCCUCCCUGACAAUGCCUCCAUCUUCUCUCUGAAGGAAAUACAGCUUCAAAAGGACCCUGGCUACCGAGGUUCAGCCUUUCAGCAGUCAGCCCGAGGGAAAAGCAGGAGGCAGAGUAUAUUUUAAACCUGGCUCUUGUUCCCUUUGUCACCAUGGAGAUCAAAGCACUGAGAAAGGAGAGGACUACAUGCUCCCACAGGACCCAUCCACAGAAUUACUGACUCUAACAGGAAGAUACUGGAAUGCCCCUCUACCGUGGGCUGCCCUCUGUCUGUCCCCCAGAAUCCCACUACUGACACCAAUCAGCCCACCAGUAGUUCUUGUCAAAGGAGCUCUGCCCCCAGUUGCUCAUUUUUCAUGUGACACCACCAAGAGUAAGCUACUGCGUUCCAUACCCGGGUAAGGUACUUUAUCUAGUGACUAGCUACCCUGGGAGUAGCCCUGAGCUCAGGAGAAUUGUGUGCUGGCCUCGUUACAAUCCUGGUUCCUGCAGUACAGGGAGGUAAGAUGGAGUGCAGGCAGAGGGCAGAAUCUCCAAGGAUUGGCAGACAGCUGGGUUGUGGCAUGUAGUGAUCAUAUUGCGGAAGACGUUUCUGUGAGUGCACGGCAUGCCUGUGCUUGGGCAUCCUGCUAUAUCCACCCUUGGGGAAGUCUGAGCUGGCAAGACGUAUUGCACUGAAUGAAGGAUAUGCUAUCACAAACAGGGGACGCCCUACGGUGAGCCUCAUCCAGGGCUUUCUGACAUCAGACAUUUAGUUGGGACUGAAACAUUUAACAAGGGAGAGCUCUCCUUCAGCCCCUUCCCCCAUGGUUAUCCACCAGGGAUCCCUCUUCCCCUACCCAUAAUUUGAGCCUCAUGCACAGUUGCUGGGAUUGCCUGAACGGCAGCCCCAAGAGGUCCAGAGGAAAGAGGCUGUUAAGGGGAAAAUGCAGAUUAGUCGGAUUCCUCUGAUCCCUCGGUUUCCCCAACAACCCCCCGGACACCUGGCUGCUGUCUAAAGACAUCCCUAGAGCAAGAGCACACAGUGCUGUGGCACGGCUGGUAUUCAGGAUGCAGACUCUGUCAUUAAAUCCAUGAAAAAUGGGUGCAGUGUUCCCCCGGGACGGCUCUCACGCCAUGUUUCGCGGCAGUCCCGAUCCCCUCUGAUUUAGCUUUUCUGAGAAACCGGUGAAGUCCCUUUUCCCACAUCAAGAUCCUGCUGUGUUUCUAAUCCACUAGGAAAAGGACCCAUUUCCCAGCGAGCGGCUCAGGAAUUGCAACAAAUGGUCCAGCCACUUGGGCCCAUCUUUGAGCUCAUGGCAAAACAUGAAAGAGCACAAGUAGUUUCACUGAUUGGUGCGAAUGAGCUGUGCAUGCACAAAGCUGCGUCAUUCCACCUUUGUGGUGGGCGUGCAAAGGUGCCAACCCUACCUCUGUGAGGCUGUGGGAUCAUGAACUGACUCAAACAUAACACAGGCUAUUAAGCAGAAAACAGACCCACCUUUCACUAUCUAUCCGAUCCCCUAGGACGAACAUAUUGUGUUGGCCCCGUCUGUUACACACAUUCCGCACUCAAGGGGACUCAAGUGCUUGCUUAAAUCGGAACAGGUGCUUAAGUGCUUUGUGUCUUUUCCUCCCCCUCUAUCUCCAGGCCAUGCCAAAUCCAUUUUUUUUUUUAAGUUUUCAUCCCCCGUCCAGGUACCUCAUCCUGUUUGAUACCCAUCAUGGCCCAGCUAGCACCAGGAAAAGAUGGGGAAUUGCUCUGGAGAGCAUGCAUCAUGGGCUGGUAGACUGACUGAGGGGCUGGUAGGCAGGAAGUCCUGAGUUCUAAUCCAGACUCCCCUACUCACACACUGAGUAGCCUUGGGCAGGUGAUGGCACUGCUCUGUACCUCUAUUUCCCCAUCUGUCAAAUGGGGAUAAUAAUCAUUAGCUGCCUCACUGGGAGGCAAAGCAUAAGUUAGAAAUGGGCUUGGAUCGGAGCUUUGCCAAAGCUUGAGGAGGGUUGGAGCCAAGGUUCCAAUGCAGGUCAGACUCUAAAUGCUAAGCAUGAUCAUCCCCAGAAGAUUCCCAGCCCAAUGGAUACACCAAAGCAGUUUGGACCAAGUUAGGCUCAUCCCAGAUAAGCAUCCAGACCUCUGUAUUGUUUGAGAUUUGCCCGUCCCUGGUAGGUUUCUUUCGGUGUGUGUCCAGUAUACAGCAAGUGGGGGGAAACACUUUGUUUCUAUCCAUUAGCUCAUUCAGCACUUCACUCUGCAGCACAUGAGUGAUGCGGCCAGCCUUUCCGCAUGCACUUAGACAGUGUUCUCUGUGCCAGCUGCAGCGGGUUUUCUUUUGAAGUGUAAGAGGGAGGUUUACAAAUAUGUGGCUGGCAUUAGGUAGAAUAAGUUCUGACACUUGUUCCCCUUUAGCUAUCCUUUAACAAAGCUUUUUGCACGAGAGUUUCCGAGGGAGAGCAGGAAUCUGGGCUUACUCUUUCCACUGCAGACACCUCUAUUCAUGGGUGAGUAACUCAAUUGACUGUCUACCCCAUCGAUGACACUUCUCCUGUAGGCUCUGGUUCAGCAAGGGACUUAAAUAUAUGCUCAGUUCUAACCACCUGAGUAAUCCCAUUGAUGCUAUUGUGCCUACUCACAUGUCACAAAUUAGGCACUUGUUUAAGGAGCUGUGCUGAAUUGGGGGCCAUAAAGUCCCAGCCUAGGGGUGAAUAUGGACCUAAUCCAUCAGCCCACUUGUGAGUUAUAGGGCCAAGUCCAUCACUAGCCUGGGGACAAUGCUCCCCUCUGAGGCUCCAUCACUGGAAUUUAGAGCACUCGUACCCAGUGCCAAUGUCAUUGCCAAAGUCUCUUGCUUAUUCUCCUACAUACCUUGUGUGUGUUCUUCCUGCUCUCAUCAGCCCCAGGCUCUGAGGACUCAUCUAAUCAUGUAAGCUGUGAUGAGUUAUGUUGUAACAUCUGCGGCCACCUCUGAAUCACAGUUGCUACAACGCCGUGCUUGGGGUCUGUUUGGAAUUUCCUAGCCACAGCAAGGAUAGAACUCAGCGCUUCCUGCUCCAAAGUCACAGACUCCUGCCCUCUGAGCUAAAGGGGGAUCCCCAUUGAGCUUUCUGAGGAUAGAGCCUAUGAAGCCCAGAUAGGCAGGUCUUGUUCCAUCCUGUAGAGGGCAGUGGAGCUAUGCAGGCACUGUAAGUUCUUGAUGUCCAACACAGUGAGGAUAAUGAGGUUCUGGGGCAGCUAAUGAUUUGUUACACUGUUAACAAGGGCAAUGGUUUCAUUGACUUUUGGGCAGAAGAGGAAACAGUCGUCUACUGGUGCUUGCAGUCUGUUUUCCGGGGGUGCCGAGCACCCGCCGCGCCCACUGAAAUUAACUUUUGUCGGAAGUGCUCAGUGCCUCUGAAAAUCAGGCCCUGUCUGACUCAGCUUAAAUCCUUCCCAGCCUAGGGACUAGACCUUCAGAUAAAGUACAGACCAGGCUUACAGGGGAGCAAGGGCCGGUGGCUUGGUAGGGUCAAUAGAAUCAAAGAAAUUCAAGGUGGGAAAAGAUGUUAUUAAGUCUGCUCAUCCAUCCCCCUUGGUCUUUUGGCUCUAACAACACAGGCUUCUACCACUGGUGCUAAAGGAGAGCUCCCGUACCUGACAUCAGUAGCAGGCCCUUUGGUCUCCGGAGAGCUCCACCAGUCUCAUGGACAAACACAGCAGCAUAGUGCGUACCCUGCCUCCCACCCCAGUGCCUAUGGGGCUGAUUUUCAAAGGUGUUGCUGAACCUCUGCAGCGCCUGUUGGCUUCAGCUGAACCAGUGGGUGCUCAGCACCUCUGCCCUUUCCCCAUCGCUCUCCACUCGAGAGAGGCCCACCCUGGAAAUACCAGGGAGAGAACAAGGGAGGCAAUGUCAUUGACUGGCGUGGAGUCAUCUGGGGCUGCAAACUGGGACAGAAGGUUAUAGAAUGACCGUGACCGUGCAGCCAGGACUGUUUUCUCCAGGUUCAGCACGUGAAGGAGAAAGUUAUCUCCAAGCCUGUAACCUGGACGCUCUUUACUCCUGCGUAGCUCUGUCCGUUUCCCCACAGACCCUUCCUGAAGGAGAUCUCUCUGGUGGGACGCUGUUAUUUAUUAGCCUAGCGAGCUGCUAUCAGUGUGAGUCUAAGAUAACACCUUUUGUUCCAAGGCAUUUCGGUGGGUGUUUAUUCCUAUUCAGGAGAGUGAUAGCACAUGUAAAUAUUUGGCACCCCUCUGAGCAGGGGUUGAUUUAUAAUCCCCCAGCACUUGCUCCCUGGCAGGCCUUGGCAGGCCGAGUCCUAGUUGUGUGAUCUCUGGGUUCCUGCACAUGCUCUGCCUGUAAAUGCCUUCCAGACACCUACAUCUGAGCAAAAGCUUUUAGUCCAGUGGCAUGAGGACACUGGUCAGAUCCUGAGCAAAUGUAAAUUGCCCUGGCCCCGCUGAAGCUCGUGGUGAUAGGGCCAGGUAUACAAUAGUAUUUAGGUGUCCAAAGAGGCAGAUAGGCUCCGACUGGGGUUUACAAAAGCUCCUAAGCAGGUUAGGUGCCAAACUCCCAUUGAAAGCCAGUAGGCGAUAGGUAUCCAACUCACUUGUAAAUCCAACUAGGCACCUAUCUGCACGCUUCGGUGCCUCAAUGUGUUUAUAAAUCUGGCCCCUACACAGAUUUGCAUCUGCUGAGCAUCCGGCUCUGUCUCCUUUGGCAAAUUAAUCCAGUUCGGUUCCACUGUGCAUGUAGAACGUUGCGUUCAUUGGAAUGUGUUCAAGGCUGAAGCAUUGGUUGUAUUUUGUUUCCUAGGGUUUCACCGGGCAUUAUUUGCUAAUUGCAUGGUGCCACUGAGCUGUUUGCAACAGGGAGAUGGCCAAUGCAAUUGAUAAUUUCAUAGAUGUAAGAACUAGAAUAGAGAUUUAGCCAGGAACCGCUGACCUACCUCGUCUGUGUGACAAGAAGCAUGCAUUGUACUGUAAUAUGGUAUUACCAUCAGCUGGCACACUUCAAGGCUGUGAUCGACCCAACUGGCUACUCUGGUUGGAGUAUCAGCAACAUUAUGGGAGUGCAUUAACCCAGUUGUUCUUGCUGCACAUCAAGUUCUUUGGGCCUGGUACUCUUCUCACUUAGCAAGGUGUAUAUCAGCCGACUACACUGAAGUCAGUGGAAUUACCUCAGUAUAAAACGGUUGUGAGUCGGUGGAGAAUCAAACCCUGUGUUACUAAUCCAGUAUUAGGUUUGUGAGCACAAGGAGUUCCUUGUUGGAAACUGAGUUUCGUUUAGCUCUGUCCCAGUCUAACAGCCAGUUCAGGCAAGGCUUGGAGACAGUCUUAACCAAAACCUGCUCUAUCCCCAGUGAUAUGUGAAUCUUUUCCCCUCUCAUUGCCAGCAAGUAGAAUGAAAAGGACCUAAGAACGACUAUACUGGGUCAGGCCACUGGUCCAUCUAACCCAGUAGCCUGUCUCUGGCACUGGCCAGAGCCAGAUGCUUCAGAGGGAAUGAACAGAACAUGGCCAUUUUGAGUGAUCCAUCCCCUGUCGUCCAAUCCUGGCUUCUGGCAAUUGGAGGUUUAGGGACACCCAGAACAUGAGGUUGCAUCCCUGGCCAUCUUAGCUAAUAAUAGGACCCCCACACACACACUUAAAAUUUUUUUAUAAAACCUAAUAAAAAAUGGCUAUGACUUUUAUUAACUCAAUACAUUUAAAUCGGUGGAUUUAAACAUUCUCCGGAACAGCAGCACUGAGACCAGGAAGUGAAACUGAUCAGUCUACUAUCUCCUGGUGACGCACGUAUGUGGAAUACUGGGUUAAAAGUAGAGCUGGUUGAAAAAUGGGAAAUGUCUGGGGGUUUUUAAUGUUCACAUUUUUGAAUGUUUUUUGACCAGCCUUUAGUGUGGUUGAAACUUUUCCAACAAUUGGAAUUUCAAGGAAAUUUUUCAGCAAUUUUUUUUUUAAUGUCUUGGGUUUUUUUGUAGACUUUUUUUAAUUUCUUGACCAGCUCUAGAAAAAAGUGAGUUGGAUUUUUCUUUCAGAUCUAGGCACUACUCCUUUAAAACUCUGUAUUCUUCCAUCACUACAGCUGAUAUCUAGCUCCAGUAAUGCCGAUAACGCUAGUGUCAAUAACAAUGUCUACGUUACAGUGCAAAAAUAAAACUUUGGAGACAUAGUCGUUUUAUUUCCCACUCCCCAUACACAUGCAACUUUCCUGGCUUGACACAUUUGCAGAUUUUUGUUGCAAUUUUAAAUAGCAAAACUGCAGUGUGUCGGUUCUCAUGGUAACGAGAAAAGCAUUUUUCUCCCCCUCCUUUAAUGUGGAAAUUUAGAGGAGCCAUUUUCCCCUAGCUUCCGAGCUGUGUGUGUUUUCUUAUGACUUGGCGUCGCUCAGAAAUGAGGUCACUGUUAGAACAUGAUCUUGAGGCGCUGAUUUAACUAACAUGAUGUUUAACAUGACUUUGCGGUCCGUGUCAGCUUGUAGGGGAAAAUGGUGCUUAACAUCAGACCAGCUGGUUGGGGUUAAACCAAGGGGUCCAGCUGGCACCAUAUUAACACACACAGAUUUCUGUCUGCACUGACUGCAAAGGUGUGUUUAACACCACUUUAGUUAACAUGACUCCUCAAGGUCAUGUUCUAACUGCCUCAUUUUUGAAUGAGGACAAGGCCUGAGUGGCGAUGCAAGCACCUUGAGUCACUAAGGCUCGGGGUAAAAGCAAACAGGUGGAGAAACAGCGGGAAGGUGGAAAUGGCUUAGCCCUACAGAUUGAGGUACAUUAGCAUCUCAGUGGGCUCUGUGCCUUAAUAUCUACGUGUGGAGUGGAGACCAGACCCCCAUGGGUUUGAUUCUGCUCUCGCUUACGUGGAUAUUACACUGGUGUAACUGAAAGCAGAAAUAGAUCCCAUUAUCUUAAUUAGGACAGUGUCACUGUGAUCUCUGAUAGGAAGAUUCCAUGUCAGGUGCAGCAGCAGAUUUUUCAUACCUGCCAACCUCACUCAUUGGAGUGAUCCCUACUCCAGGAGAGCAUCCCCAACGGAGUCCUAGAACCAGGCCGUAACCAAAUGCUGCAGCAUCAUUUGUAUCAGUUCAACCAACCUGCUCCUAGUGACCUCUCUCAGUACAUAGGACCUGAUCCACUGCUCACGGAUGUCUGUGGAAAGCCUCCCAUUGACUUCAGUAGGCGUGCUGCACUUGCCUCUGACAUCUUAAUCCCAAGGGGCCUGCACAGCCCCCAGGGAGGUGAAGUCCACAGAGAACUGAAACCAUCGCACCCCACACUACCACCAUUUCCUAGCCCUAGUUGGCCAGAGUCUGCUCAGUUUCACCUGUGCAAAUCUGGCAUCCCGCUGCUAAAGUCUGGAUUUACACUAACUCAGAGCAAAAUAUUGGCCCAUAUAUGUGCAGUCCGGUCUUUGUGAGAAUUGGGGUUGAAACUAACAAGGCCUCUCGCGCCAAGAGCCACGGAUCUUUGCCUGAAAAUGUUGCUGCAGCUGUGCUGUAUCUGUUCUGUUUCUGUACUCUUGAGUCUAGUUGUUGAAUGCACCUUGCUGUCCCUUCAGAAUUCCUUGCUAGUGAUGUCCCGUGUUAACAGGGGCAACUAGUGAGAAGCCCGCUUUCUGGUUUAUUCAUCACCUGCAUCUUGCUUUUCCUGGAAGAGGAAAUACACACACACACACACGUGCACAAGCCACCAGGAUACCCAUACUGUGAAUGUUCUCUGGUGUGAUUCAUUUGCAAAUACAAAUAAUAUAUUUAACUAUUAUUGUAAAAACAGAAGAUGAAUUUUAAAAGAAAUAAUUUUAAAGGGUUUAUUCCAAAAGAUGCAAUGAUUUUUUUUGUAUGGAAAGUUUUUCUGGAAUUAAUCGAAAGGUACAAAAAUAAAUAAAAGAUGGU